GUCAUGAGAAAAUAAAGAUCUUCCAUCCACUCACUCGUUCUCUCUGGGCCUCAUUCUUCAUCGUCUAUUUCGUUCUGCGUCUUCUUUUGCUACUUCGUCCCCUCUUUCGACCCCCCAACCCCCCCGGUCCCUCGCUCCACACGCUCUUUCGUCCAUCGCCGCUCUUAUAUUGAAACGCUUGACCGCCGUGCGGGUUAAGCCAUCCGCUGUCUCUGCCUCAGUGUGCGCUCGGCCGAUUCGAUCCUAGUUCUGCUCUGUCACACUGUCAGACUUGACACAAGUUUCAACCUUUCCUUUCUUCUUUCUCCCCCCGGCUCCCUCGACUUCCCGUGCCUCGGGCGACUCCCUGCUCCCAAAAAGAAGGCGACGAAACGAUCUUCCGGGUGUGUGCCGGGUGCCACCAGUCCUUUCCGAAGUUCUCAAUCCAAAUCGCCGACAGGAUCGUCACUUGUCGGUAUCUUCCUACGUCCACUCGUUCUUCGAGUGGCCCGUACCACUUGGACGAUAUCACGCGAUUAGACAAUCGCUCAAAGUGCGUCUGAAGAAGCAGAGCGUGCACAGCGACAGGUUCGCCGCGUGCUCGUAAGUUCGAAGAGUGAAGACCCAGUAGAUUAUCUGGUUUCCCAAUGUCUGCGCCUCUGUUCCCCUCCAAAGACGGCUUUGUGCAGCUCCCACGGUCACGAUCAGAUACAAUGAACGACCUGGAGACGAUUCCACUGCAGAAGGUGGUUUCCACACAGUCGACCGGUGCUCGACGGCCUUCGCAGACCCCGACGCAGUACAACCCUUCAGCGGAUGUUCAGAAUGAGAAGGGGGUCCGCCAGUUCCGCCGCGGUCUGCGGAAGCGGGGCAGCAGUGUCACGGAUGGCACUCAGGAAGAAGGCGCUCUGAACGCCAUGGGAAGGUUCUACAGCAAAAUCAUGAAUUACAGCGUUGUCACUCGCUACUUCCUAUACAUUCUGCCGCUGGGCGCGAUGCUGGCAUUGCCCAUCGUGCUGGGUGCUACCAUUGCCCCAGACGCGAAAAUCCCCAGCGGCGAGUUUGGUACGCGCAUCGUGUGGCUCUUCACCUGGAUCGAAGUUGUCUGGGUGAGCUUGUGGGUUGGCAAGAUCGUGGCUCACGUUCUGCCCUACGUCUUUCAGUUCGUCGUGGGAAUCGUGAGCUCUAAGAUCCGUCGGUAUGCUCUCAUGAUUCGUGCGCUAGAGCUGCCGCUCUCCUUCAUCUUCUGGGCUCUUUGUUCAUUCUUGACCUUUACGCCUCUGAUGCUUCACAAUCCGGACACCAGCGAACUGGCAAAAACCCAGGCUGAGGCAAGAUCCUUGCAGCCGUGGCAAAAGACGCUGCGUCAGAUCCUCGCUGCCAUCUUGAUAUGUACGCUCGUCAAUUUCGCCGAGAAGUUCAUCAUCCAGGUCAUCAGCGUCAAUUAUCACAACAAGCAGUUCGGCGACAAGAUCAAGGAGAACAAGCACAAGAUGGCGCUUCUUGUAAUGCUUUACGACGCUUCUCGGAAGGCCUUCCCAGACUACUGUCAAACCUUCUAUCACGAGGACAACAUUAUCAAUGAUUCGCUCAACCUGUCAAAGUUCAGCAAGAAAGAUGGCGCCAAAGGAAGCGGCGCUGUCACGCCCAUGAACAUUCUUCACAAUGUUGGCCGUGCUGGCGACGCCGUGACUUCUGCCUUUGGCAGAGUUGCUCAGGACAUGACCGGAGGUGCCAAGCUCUUCGACAGCAACUCCUCCCCUGCAAUUGUCAAGGAGGCACUCGAGAGGCAUCGCUCAAGCGAGGCGUUGGCGAAACGUAUCUGGAUGAGCUUCGUGUGCGAAGGAAACGACGCUCUACACCCCGAUGAUCUGUUUGACGUUCUUGGCGAGGAAAAACACAUCGAGGCAGAGGAGUGCUUCGCAUUCUUGGACAGAGAUGGCAAUGGCGAUGUCUCUUUGGAUGAGAUGAUUAUGGUCGUUCGCGACCUUGGGCGCUCCAUUAAGUCCAUUGAUAGCAGUAGGCACGACGUCGAUCAGGCGCUGAAAGUGCUCGAUCGUUUGCUCAUGGCAGUCGUUCUGAUCAUCAGCGUGCUGGUCUUCAUUGCCUUCCUCAACCAAAGCUUUGUCAGCAGUCUUGCAACCGCGGGUACGGCAAUCUUGUCGUUGUCCUUUGUAUUCGCCACGACGUGUCAGGAGGUCCUGGGCUCGUGCAUCUUCCUAUUUGUCAAGCAUCCUUACGACGUUGGCGAUCGAGUUGAUCUGCAAACCACGGAACAGCUGACGGUCGAAAAGAUCUCACUACUAUUCACCGUCUUCAAACGCGUGAACACGGGUAAGCUGGUCCAGAUCCCCAACAUUGUUCUCAACAACCUCUGGGUAGAGAAUGUCAGUCGCAGCAAGGCCAUGCGAGAGCAAAUCUCCCUGUAUUGCAGCUUCGACACCUCGUUCGAGGACAUUGAGGCUCUGAAACAGGAGAUGGUCAACUUCGUGAACGAUCCGGCGAACAGCCGCGACUUCCAACCUGGCAUCGAGAUUCAGGUCACCAGUCUGGCUGAAAUGAACAAGAUGGAGCUUCGCAUCGAGUGUUGCCACAAGAGCAACUGGUCAAACGAGACGCUGCGCGCUGCUCGACGAUCCAAGUUCAUGUGUGCCCUUGUCCUCGCUGUUCGAAAAGUUCCCAUCUACGGUCCAGGCGGCGGUGGAGCAGUCCUUGGAAGCAUUGACCAGCCUUCCUACUCUGUCGCUGUCACUCCUGAGCAAGCCGCCCAAUUCCGAGAUGAUUUCGCCGCCGCAAAGGACGCAAAGCGCUUGCAUCCGACAAAGAAGCCGGACGUCGAGACUCAGAGCAUCGCGGGUACAGAGUACUCUGGCCUGACAGCUCAUCCUGAGAUGCGCGCCGUGCAGUCACUCAAUACGCGCAACCCGGCUCUGGAUCGGGCACGUGAUGAUGCGCUCGCAACCAGGCAGACUGUGGGUGAGACCGUGCUUGCUGACGAGCGGCGCAGUGUGGAUGAAGUCCGCAGCAUGCUUCAGCGCGAGAACACGCGUGGUCGCCGUCAGCCGGGCCAGCUGUCUCCCGUCUUGGACCCACCAACUCAGCAGACUUACCCUAUCGUACCCCCACCAUCAGGACAGUAUGCACCGCCGCCGGUGGGAGCCUCACAGAACCCUCCGGUUCCUGGUAAUGCUUUCAGCAUCAAUGCACAACGUCGAGACUUGAGCUCUGGUAGCCAAGCGUCACGAGCUCAACCAUACAGCCCUUCGUCGUCUACAGGUGCUCCUCCAUCACGAGGUCGGUAAAGCUUAUUGCGUUUGAAAGUGUCGUGGAUAAUCUGACAGCCGCAAUACGCAAUGUGCUCUUUGUCAUCACCUAUGUGUCGCAAUGGCCUUUGUGAGACGAGUUCGUAGAAUGCUAUGGAAGGAUGGACUGCGAAAUCUUUUCUUUUUCUUUUUCGGGAAGCGAAUGCUACAAGGCAAACUCGCUCAAUCUGCAUAUAGAGGGUUCACAUGACUAAAAAAAAAACCACUAGGGGACCACGAGACGUCAAACGAAUAGAACAACCAAAAGGAAACUUAGUUUUACGUAGUUGCUAAUGCAAUGAACAUGAUGGCUAUAGUUGCGAAUAGCUAGAAUCAAGAUUUUGAAG
Molecule: messenger RNA, 3628 nt
Organism: Verruconis gallopava
Lineage: Eukaryota; Fungi; Ascomycota; Dothideomycetes; Venturiales; Sympoventuriaceae
Exons: 4
Coding region: 627-3281 (884 amino acids)
Biological process (GO): calcium ion transmembrane transport; intracellular calcium ion homeostasis
Cellular component (GO): membrane
Molecular function (GO): calcium ion binding; calcium channel activity
Source: RefSeq, a predicted model, not a curated record